This is a messenger RNA of Exophiala xenobiotica, 1030 nucleotides long. RefSeq lists its product as uncharacterized. Bases 198 to 461 code for a protein of 87 amino acids. NCBI's taxonomy places the organism in Eukaryota, Fungi, Ascomycota, Eurotiomycetes, Chaetothyriales, Herpotrichiellaceae. The record is from RefSeq and is a predicted model, not a curated record. The transcript has a single exon.
GUCAUUGCGGAUUGCACCCUUUUGUCUGUUUGAAAAAUCAGCAAACUCCUUACGCCGCGAAGGUAGUCAGACCUGUCUACUUAUACGGAGUACCCGCCCAGUAAUAACCAGAAAGCACGCGUUCACUAUCAUACGAAGCCUGUCACCUCAUUUACCGACCACAUCCAAUUUACGCCGUGAGCACAAUCCCAGUCAAGAUGCCGUCUUCGAGCACAGCCAGCGUCAAGAGCGGUAGCACGAGCGGCCGCCGGGUUGAUCGGCACGAACACCAGUUCCGUUUCCAGCAACAGAUGGCACAGAACGGCUACGACAUGAACAGAGCCGGUGCUGGUGCUGGUGGAGGAAGAGGAGAUGGACUGGCUAUGAAGAGAUGGUUCGCCGAGUCGGCCAGAGACGAAUUCUGGAACCCUGUCUCUAGGACGCCCGGGAGGGCCACGACGAAGAAAGGGGACAAGCUUUGAUUGAAUCGCAGACCGCACAGCGGGAAGGCGCAAACCUUGUCGCACAGGCUUACGAGCGCAAGUAGUAAAGAAGUUGGAAGAUGAUCAACUGCAUGGAAUCGGCACCAAGGUCGCCCUGCAAGAGUUGAGUUGUCAGAGAGGGAGAGGGAGUGGAACAUUCAUUGGAAACCGACAGGGUCCGCCUUGAAUUCGACCACUCGCAGGAACGCUGUCUGCCUCCCUCCGACGACGAGUACAGAAACGCAUCAACGAACGAGACGCCAGGAGAUUCGGCCCUGUCAUUUUGUACGUCUAAUGAAACUCGGGAAGACGAAUGAGGUGCGCGUGGCUUCAGUGUCCUAUACCGCACAAUCGAAUCCUCGACGUCGAGAUGGCCACCUACAAGUUCGAAGUAGAAGCUCAAUCCAAGAGAGGCUGGAGAGAUUUCAUUGUUGGAGGGACUAGUUGUUCCAGGCCGGCAGAUCCUUGAGAGGAAGUCGACAGAGGGAAAGGCGAGGACAAUGCGGACCAAAACUUGGGAAAGGACAAGACAAGAUGUGAAUGUGAAGGUGAAGGUGAACGUGAACGUG